UGUGACUGUGCGCGUUAUCAGGAUUUAUCUGUUUUCUCUCUGCUGGAUUCUGGAGUUUUACUGUAAACAGAAGCGCUGUUUCUGUGCUCGCGUGGUGUGUCCGGUUUGAGCGAGACCCCGCUGUUUAAUACAUUUCCCAGGUUUCACUCUGAGCAUCAUGUGACUGCGGAUAAACAGGCCAUUGGGUUUUUGUCAUUGUUUUAUCCGCCUAUGCGCGGCGAGGAUACUGGGCAGUGUGCGUUUAUAGUGACCCCUGUCUGUUUCAGUAGCAGGCUAACGCUAGCUGUAGGUUAGCUGCCCCAGGGAAACAGCGCUGUUUCUGCCCAGGCUGGAGCUCGGAGAGCAUGGGGGGCAGAGAGAGCACCACCAGGAAGGUCUCCUACGGGCUGGACCAGGAGGAGAAGGUCACCGUGCUGCAGGGGGUGAAGUUGUCUGAUGACGUUCUUCAGAGAAUGCGGGAAUCAGGGAGUCAGUCUUCAGAAAAGUCACCACCUCCAAAACCUGGCAGUCAGAAGACAGAUCCAGGACCAACUAGACCUUCUCCAGCUGAGAUGCAGGAGGAAUUAAGAAAACGGUUCGAGCGUGAACAGGGUUUGGUGAGGGAGGAGUUGGCACGGAUGGCACGCAGAGAGAAAGAGGCCGGGGCAGAUGAUCUGAAACCUGCUGUGCUCAGAGAGAGAGCCAGGACAAGAGAGGAGCUGGAGAAAGCACAGAACCUGCAGCCAGCUGAGCUGAACGCUUGGAAUUGUAGAAAUUGCAGAAAUCUAGCCUGCCUGCGCCUCGCCUGUGCUCUGCUUGCUCUCUUCAUUUUAAUCAUUUCUUUUCUGUUCUUUCUGUGCUUGCUGCAAAGGUCUAUAUGUGCUGGAUGGCUUUGUAAGGUAGCAUCAGUCCCUCUCAGGUACAUCUUGCUUCAUACUUCAACUGCACACAAUGUGCCUAGGUUCUUGUUGCCAUGCAAUUGGUACAGCGACUUGUAGUUUAAUUUCUGCCUCAGGGCUGAUCUGAGACCAGUUUGGAAUAGCACCAGAACAUGUCCUACUUCAUAAGAACAUGACAGCUGGUCUCAGAUCGGCCAGAUCUUCCUGGACCGUUCGUUACACACCUGACAAAGCAUCACUGAUCACAUACAGAAAAUCCAUCACCUCCCAAAUACCCUCAACAUGGCUCUCGAGCCUCUUUCACACUGCAUUAGUUUUGUCAGUUGUUCAGAUAUUUGGUGGGGGAAUUGUUUCAUUUAAAUCUGGUGGUGAAUGGUGUUCAAGAAGGUUGUGGCAUGUGAGUCGUGUAGAGCCAAAAGUGUUUGCAGCAAUUUGAAGUAGUAGUGUGAAGUGAGGCAUAAGAUCAUAUUGGAUUUCUGAAAACAAAAAUAAGAACACCUGGAAUACAGCUCUGUUUAAUGGAAAGUGUCAAAGCAGGUGAGAUUACAUGGCUAUAAGCGUC
Molecule: messenger RNA, 1440 nt
Organism: Astyanax mexicanus (Mexican tetra)
Lineage: Eukaryota; Metazoa; Chordata; Actinopteri; Characiformes; Acestrorhamphidae
Gene: chchd6b
Product: coiled-coil-helix-coiled-coil-helix domain containing 6b
Exons: 6
Coding region: 345-977 (210 amino acids)
Biological process (GO): inner mitochondrial membrane organization
Cellular component (GO): mitochondrion; MICOS complex
Source: RefSeq, a predicted model, not a curated record